AUGAUGGAUAAAUUAAUGCUUGAAGCAUCAAUAAAUAUUCAUUGGGAUAGUUUUAAAGCAAAAAUUCAAAUGUCAAGUGCAAUGGGUGAUACAAAUUGGUUAAUUGAUAAAAUUUCUACAAAAAUUAUAUUUUCUCUUCAACCAUUUGUUGAACGACGAUUGAACAUAUAUUUUGGUGUAUCAUUUCUGGAACAGGAAGCAAAAGGUGGUGCAAUUUCCGGAUCAUUACAAAUUGCUAAUGCUGCAAUCAAUUUUAGUUGGAUAUCACUUUGCAAUCAACCUACAUCAUUUUCAUCAAAGAUAAAUUUUAAUGAAUUAAAAAUACAAAUUAUUUGGAUGGGUCGUGUUGUUAUUGUUGUAUUAAUCGAUCAAUCAUCACUUCUACUUAAUGAUGAAUGGAAAUUAUACAAUGAUCAGGAUGAAAAGAUAAAAGAAGCAAUGAUAAUGCUUAACAGUAUUUUGAAAUAUUCUAAACUACAAGCUAUUAUCACUAAAGCUACAUUCAACAGUAUUGAUAGUGUGAUACAAAAACUUAGUGUUUUCUUUAAGGAACAAGUGGAAGAUAGCCGUCUGUUACAUAAUCUAACAAAUAAAACAUUAGCAGGAACUAUUAAAAAUGUUAUCAAAUUAUCACAAAUAUUUCAUUGGGCAAAAAUUCUUGAUUUAGUCACUGAUAUGCAAAUGAAAAGUAAAACAUUUCCAAUGCCUAAUGCUAGUAAUGGAAGGACAAUUAUUUGUGGACAAUUUAUUUCAAUUGGACAACAAGCAUCAUUGGUUCUAAUGGAAGGUGAAAUUACAGCAAAUCGUUGGGCGCUUUUCUAUCUCAAUCAGCCAACAUUAAUUUUCUCAAGUGCUGCACAAUAUACAUUUCUUGAUGAAAAACAAACAAUUGGUAUUGAUUUAUCAGAAAAAUUACUACUUAAAUUAAAUGGUGCAACAAAAGAAAAUAAAAUUUCUGAUAAUAAUUGGACAAGUGUUAUUUGUAAAGUUGAGCGCCAUAAAGAUCAAACAUGUCCGAAAUAUGCAACAAUUCAGGAAUGUCUAACAUUAUGCAUCGAUGAACCAUUAGCACAGCUUUUCUCAUUGACCCAAAAUUCAAUCAAAUUUCAGUCAAUGGUACUUGAGCUAUUCGAACUACCUGCAAUGGAUUCAGUUUUUACCAGCAAUCAGAAAGUACCAAUUCAUUUAGAAAAACUAAAAGAUAUUAAAACUGAAGUCCUGUGCAGUCUUAUAUGUGAUUUUCAUCAAGCACUUGGCGUACAGACUGAUCUCUCAACACAAAUUAAUUUUCUUCCUGAAUUACUUCGAUCUUAUCUUAUCGAACAGGAUAAAGAUGUUAAAAAAGAAAUAGGAAAGCUACCAAUGGAGGAGAAAUUAGGAAAAGGAGAAACUGAAAAAACUGAUAAACGACAGUAUAUUUGCAAACAGUGGAAAGUUGAUCCAAAAAUACGAUUCAUUGAUAAAGUAAAAUGGGAUCCACCAGUUAUUGAUGAGAUUUUGCGUAAAUUACAAAUAUUCGAUCAUCGAAAUACCAUACCUAAAGUUGUACAAAGACAUAUACUGGAUCAUUGCGAUAUAUUUUUAUCAAAAAUUCUUUUGGCUAUUGUAAAAGUUGCAAAAGAAGCUUCAGUAAAAAGUGAUCGAAUGUCCACUCAUUUUUAA
Messenger RNA from Brugia pahangi, 1662 nucleotides. NCBI's taxonomy places the organism in Eukaryota, Metazoa, Nematoda, Chromadorea, Rhabditida, Onchocercidae. The record is from the annotation of a GenBank genome assembly.